Molecule: messenger RNA, 1984 nt
Organism: Drosophila hydei
Lineage: Eukaryota; Metazoa; Arthropoda; Insecta; Diptera; Drosophilidae
Gene: Tip60
Product: histone acetyltransferase Tip60
Exons: 5
Coding region: 277-1884 (535 amino acids)
Biological process (GO): regulation of DNA-templated transcription
Molecular function (GO): histone acetyltransferase activity
Source: RefSeq, a predicted model, not a curated record
UUUUCAAUGUUUAGCUGGUUAAGCUUUAACAAAAUUCUUGUACAAAAUCUACUUUGUAGUAUUUCGGAAUUAAUUUACUAUUAUCGAUAACAAGUAAAAACUAUUAGAUUACUCAAUUCAAGAGACACUAACAUGAUAUAUCGAUAGUCUAGCAGAGACAAACCAGGGGUAUCGAUAGCUCGACGACAUUUUGAUCCGGUCAAACUUGCAGAGUCCAGAACAUUUUUGCAAAUAAAUAAAACAAAUAAGAUAGGAAACUUAUAUGAAUAUAACGAAAUGAAAACCAAAUACGAGUUCGACGAUGAUGUGUCAUCAAUUUGUGAAUCGACGGCUGCUUUGACCGAGGGCUGUCGCCUGUCUGUGCGCAUGCACAAGACCGACGACUGGCCACUGGCCGAGAUUGUCAGCAUCAAAGAGCAGGACGGCAAGCGUCAAUUCUAUGUGCACUAUGUAGAUUUCAACAAGCGCCUAGACGAAUGGGUCAACGAGGAUGACUUGGAUACGCGCAAGGUGCAAUUUCCACGUCGCGAUGGACCACAAACAGGCACCAGCACGGGCGUCACCACGCCCAAACGCCAUCAUUCGCUGGCGGGCAGCGUAUCGCGACCAACAUCGCCACAGCCACAGCAUGCCGGCAGCGUUGGCAGCGCUGUUAGCGGCUCUGGCGGCGCUAUUGUCGGUUCCAAUAGCGGCACCGAGCUGGUAAAUGGCAACAAUGUUCUAGCUGCAGCACUACAGAAGCGGAUCAAUCGUCGUCGCAAAGUGCACGCGGCGCAUCAUUUGCAAUCGCUGCAGCAGCAGCAGCAACAACAGCAGCAGCCACAUCAGCAGCUGCCGCAGACGCCGCAAACACCGCAAACUCCCCAAACACCUGUUCAUGUGACUGGUGACGGCGGAAUGCUGCCAACGACACCUGUAGGCGGGGUGUCAGCUGCUGGCAACGAGGACGUCUCGCAGGAUGGCAAAAUGGCAACGCCUCGGCAAUCGGGCAGCAUGGUCACGCAUCAGGAUGAUGUGGUGACGCGCAUGAAGAAUGUCGAAAUGAUCGAAUUGGGUCGUCAUCGCAUCAAACCCUGGUACUUCUCGCCAUAUCCACAAGAGCUGUGCCAGCAGAACUGUAUAUAUAUCUGCGAAUUCUGUUUAAAGUAUUGCAAGAGUCGCAAAUGCCUCGAGCGACACUUGUCCAAAUGCAAUCUACGGCAUCCGCCGGGUAAUGAGAUCUAUCGCAAGAGUACAAUAUCAUUCUUCGAGAUUGAUGGACGCAAGAACAAGGUCUACGCACAGAAUCUAUGCCUGCUGGCCAAGCUCUUUUUGGAUCAUAAGACACUCUACUAUGACACGGAUCCAUUUCUAUUUUACAUUAUGACGGAAUUCGAUUCACGAGGAUUUCAUAUUGUUGGCUACUUUUCAAAGGAGAAGGAGAGCACUGAGGACUACAACGUGGCCUGUAUAUUGACCAUGCCGCCAUAUCAGCGCAAAGGCUAUGGCAAGCUGCUCAUCGAGUUUAGCUACGAGCUGUCCAAGUUCGAGGGCAAAACGGGCUCGCCAGAGAAGCCGCUAUCCGAUUUGGGCUUGCUCUCCUAUCGCUCCUACUGGGCGCAGACCAUACUGGAGAUAUUGAUUAGCCAAAACUCUGGGACAGAUGGCGAGAAGCCCACCAUAACCAUCAAUGACAUCUGCGAGUGCACGUCCAUUAAAAAGGAGGAUGUGAUCUCUACGCUGCAGAAUCUGAAUCUAAUCAACUAUUAUAAGGGUCAGUAUAUUGUCUGCAUAGGACGCGAUACGAUUGAGCAGCAUCAGCGGGCGAUGCAGAAGCGCAAGAUACGCAUUGACUCCAAGUGCCUGCACUGGACGCCCAAGGAUUGGUCUAAGCGUUCCAAGUGAAUACGCUCAGUCGCCUGCCUGCCCGCCCGCUAAACUAAUAAUUAAUUAACCCCGCCGAAAGUACAAUAAAUGCGUUUGUCGCUUGCAGUGGUAGCAUCUA